AUGGACUCCCCAAUAGACGCGUUAGACCCGAAUGACACCAGUCACACUUACACCGAAGUUGCCGGGCUCUUCUUCCGAAAGUACUGGCCGAUCCUGCUCCCUCUCGCUGUGUUAGUCAACGUCUUCCGCACCCGCUACCUAUCUCCGCUCCGUCGAUAUCCCGGGCCGUUCAUCGCCUCAACGACCCGUUUGUGGAAAGUCGUAUCUACCGCAUCGCGACGUACACACCUCGACCACAUAGCUCUCCACAGGAAAUAUGGUCCGGUCGUGCGUAUUGCGCCGAACGAGGUCUCCAUCGCCUCGCCCGAGGCAGCGCGACACGUUCUGAGCGCCGGCAAGCGGUUCUACAAGACGGCGUUCUACGGCGUCUUUCCACCACCGGAGAAUCCUGACAUCUUCACGGAGGUCAACGAGGACGCCCACGCGAGGAAGAAGAAGGUCGCCAACGUUCCGUAUAGCAUGGCGGCGAUGCAGCAGCUAAGCCCCUUCAUUGAUGAUACCGUCGACCUGCUGGUUACUAAACUCGCCGGGUUCGCGUCGCGGCCUAUGGAGUACAAGGCAGACAAGUUUGUCGAUCUCGGGGCGUGGUUGCACUACUUUGCAUUUGACGUGCUUGGAGAGGUGGCUUUCUCCCGAAGCUUCGGUUUCCUGGCGGAGGGCAAAGACGUGGAGGAUGCCAUCGCCACUAUUGACCGCUCACAGGCGUACAAUGGGAUUGUUGGUCAGGUUCCGUGGGUUGACUUGCUUUUGCGGCGGAACCCUUUGUGGAAGCUAUUCCCAACGUUGAAUACGAAGAAUGCGCCCAUCACUCGAAUUGCCUUGAGUGAGAUGGAGAGAAGACGGCCUUUUGAUAAGGAGAGCGAGGGCAAGCUGAGGAAUGAUGACGGGAGGCAAGAUCUCCUAGCGAGUUUGAUCAAGGGACACUUGAAGGACACUGAGAAAUUUACCGAAGGUGACGUCUUUGCUGUUGCCCACGGCGCGAUCUUCGCUGGAUCAGACUCGACAGCUUCGACCAUGCAAUCACUCUUCUGGCACAUCCUUUCGGCGCCACAAAUUCACACAAGAAUGGUUGCUGAAAUCGAAGAUGCCGUCAAAUCCGGGUCGAUGCCUCCAACUGGCAACAUCUCAUGGAAAGAAGCCCAGGAGCUGCCGUACUUUCAAGCAUGCCUGAAAGAGGCUAUGCGCGUGCGGCCAGCAGUAGGUCUCAACAUCAGCCGCGUGGUUCCACCAGAAGGAGCCGAACUCGACGGCAGAUUCUUUCCCGGUGGGACGCAGGUGGCCGUCAACGGCUGGGUCUUGCACCGCGAUAAGCGCACUUUCGGCGAAGAUGCGGAUGAUUAUCGCCCUGAGCGGUGGCUGGUAGAUGUUGAGGAAGCAAAGAAGAUGGAGCGAUACAUGUUCCAAUUCGGUGGUGGAAGCCAUGUUUGUAUCGGUCGGAACCUAGCUCUGUUAGAAAUCAACAAGGUCGUGCCGCGUCUCUUCAGAGACUUCAAGUUCGAGUUGGCGCAUCCUGGCCGGCCGUUGAGAGCAAGUGCUACGUUCUUUGUUGUACAAGAUGGCCUGGAGGUAUUGAUUGAGCGACGGGAAUUGGCCUAG
This is a messenger RNA of Colletotrichum paranaense, 1596 nucleotides long. Its product is annotated as benzoate 4-monooxygenase cytochrome P450. The transcript is spliced from 3 exons. The record is from RefSeq and is a predicted model, not a curated record. The coding region runs from base 1 to 1596 and encodes 531 amino acids. NCBI's taxonomy places the organism in Eukaryota, Fungi, Ascomycota, Sordariomycetes, Glomerellales, Glomerellaceae. Gene Ontology annotation, molecular function: iron ion binding; monooxygenase activity; oxidoreductase activity, acting on paired donors, with incorporation or reduction of molecular oxygen.